AUGGACAUUCUUCAUGCCGUCCUCAGUGUCCGUCAGGCUCCUGAUACCAAUGCAAACGACGACAAGAACGUUGGCUCGAGCAGAAAUAGCUCCCCUUCCCUUUCUGGUCUGAUCUCAACCCUGGUGCCAACUCUCAUCAUCGCUGUCGUCUAUUUCGCAGUCUUUCUGCUUUUGAGAACUCGAUUUCCUCGACAAUAUGCUCCCAGGACGUACCUGGGCGCUCUGCGUCCGCAAGAGCGCACCCCUGCGCCCCCAAACACCUUGUUUGGUUGGAUUCCUUUCAUGAGAAAACUGCCCGACGAGUACGUUCUUCAACACAACUCCCUCGACGGCUACUUUCUGCUGCGCUAUCUCAAAAUGUCGAUUGUUAUCUGCGUGGUCGGCUGUCUCAUCACAUGGCCAGUCUUGUUCCCCAUCAACGCCACUGGUGGAGGUGGUCAAACCCAACUCAACAUUCUCAGCUUUAGCAACGUUGUGGAUAAGAAUCGUUACCUUGCCCACACCUUCAUCGCGUGGAUCUUUAUUGGCUUCAUCUUCUUCUUGGUCACCAGGGAAAUGAUCUACUACAUCAACUUGCGCCAGGCGUACCUCUUGUCGCCUUUGUAUGCUUCCAGGAUUUCUUCGCGCACUGUGCUGUUCCAGGCCGUUCCCAACGAAUACGCCAACGAAGCCAAGAUCAGGCGCAUGUUCGGUGAUGAACUCAAGAAUGUCUGGGUAGCUUCAGAUGCAAAGAAAUUGGAGGAAAUGGUGGAGGAACGUUACAAGACUUGCAUCAAACUGGAAACCGCCGAGACUAAACUGAUCAAGUUGGCCAAUGAUGCUCGCUUGAAAUCCAUCAAAGGCAAGAAUGCUGCUCCUGAGCGACCCACAGCCAGCUACGAUCAAGAUGAGUAUGCCGCUGAGUCUGGCGCUGCUGCUGCUCGAUGGGUCCGACCGAAGGACAGACCAACACACCGCUUGAAGUUCUUGGUUGGCAGGAAAGUGGACACCGUCAAUUGGUGCCGUGAGGAGAUUGCAAGGCUGAAUCCUUUGAUCGAGGCCGAACAGGACAAAUACCGCGCGGGCGAAGCCGCACCAAAGAAUGCUGUCUUCGUCGAAUUCUGGAACCAGACUCAAGCUCAGAGUGCUUUCCAGAUGGUCACUCACCACCAGCCUUUGCAUAUGUCUCCCCGGGUGGUCGGUCUCAGUCCAGAGGAAGUCGUCUGGCCAAAUCUGGGCAUAACAUGGAAAACACUUACCAUCCGCAACAUUAUCGCGCUGGCUUUCAUCGCCGCCCUGAUCGUUUUCUGGUCCAUCCCAGUCGCUGUUGUUGGUUCCAUCUCACAGAUUUCCUACUUGACCGAGGUCAUCCAUUUCCUCCGGUUUAUCAACAAAUGCCCAAAGGUCAUUUUGGGUGUCAUUACGAAUCUUCUGCCGGUUGUGAUGCUCUCCAUCCUCAUGUCUCUUGUCCCAGUAAUAAUGAGGUUCAUGGGCAAAUUCGCUGGUCUGCCGACAUUGUCACUCAUUGAACUUCGAUGCCACGAGUCAUAUUUCUGGUUCCAGCUGAUCCAAGUCUUCCUGGUCACCACAAUGACCAGCGCUGCAAGUGCAGCGGUUCCGCAAAUCCUCAAGAACCCAGGAUCGUUGACCACCUUAUUAGCUCAGAACCUCCCCUUGGCUUCCAACUUCUACAUCUCAUAUUUCAUCCUUCAAGGUCUUGUAUUUUCGUCGGGUCAGCUCCUCAACAUCGUUGGCUUGGUUCUAUAUAACACUCUUUCAAAGUUCCUGGACAAAACGCCGCGAAAGAUGUACAACCGAUGGUCAAGCCUGUCCUCUGUCGGCUGGGGCAGUGUUUUUCCCAUCGUCGAGUUGAUGACUGUGAUAUCGAUAGCGUACGCCCCAAUCGCCCCUCUCAUGCUUGGAUUCGCAGCCAUAGGCCAAGCCCUGUUUUAUUUCGCGUACCGCUACAGUCUUCUCUUUGUCGACAGCUCGGUCAUCGACACCAAAGGCCUUGUAUAUGCCAAAGCCUUGCAGCAUACCAUGGUCGGCUGUUAUUUGGCUGCCAUUUGUCUGAUCGGCCUCUUUGGAAUCCGAGCGGCUCCGGCGCCUCUGGUCCUGAUGGUGGUCUUCUUGAUCCUUAUGGUGCUCUACCACAUUUCCAUGACUGCUGCUGUCCGCCCGCUCUUGCACUAUCUUCCUCGUUCUCUUGAAGCCGAAGAGGCCGCCCUCCUGCACACGGAAUCCGCCUUGAUGACUGGUCCCGACGGCCAGCCCUCGCGUCCAAGUAUGUACGAAAAGGAUCAGCUAGAGGAGCUACGGGUGGUGAAAGGCACAAUGCCACCUGGAGGCAACAAACACACUUCGAUGAUCAAGCGGUUCUUCCGCCCCGACGUCUAUGCUAGUUACGCAAUCCUGCGGAAGCUUGUGCCACAGGAGUUCGCCGAGAUCAGAUAUUCGCCGGAAGUUGAGCGAGAUGCGUACCAAGACCCGGCUUGUAAUGCAGUUGCACCUCUAUUGUGGGUGCCCCAAGACCCCAUGGGGGUGUCGAGGCAGGAGUGUCUGCAUACAAACAAGGUAACGCCGAUGACAGAUGAAGGGGCCAGUUUCGAUGAGAAGACGGGCAAGAUUAUCUGGAAUGAGGAAGAAACUGGCGGACAGCCGCCUAUCUUUGAAGAGAAGAUUUAUUAUUGA
Fonsecaea multimorphosa CBS 102226 is the source of this 2670-nucleotide messenger RNA. RefSeq lists its product as uncharacterized. Gene Ontology annotation, molecular function: calcium-activated cation channel activity. The transcript is spliced from 5 exons. Gene Ontology annotation, cellular component: plasma membrane. The record is from RefSeq and is a predicted model, not a curated record. Lineage: Eukaryota; Fungi; Ascomycota; Eurotiomycetes; Chaetothyriales; Herpotrichiellaceae. Bases 1 to 2670 code for a protein of 889 amino acids.